AUGGCGAGCGCACGAGGCGAUUUAUCGGUUUUGGCAGAGCGCAUGGGGCUCGAGGGCGCAGAGCUGAAGGCGUGGCUAGACGAGCAGGAGGCGCGGGCACGAGAUGAACGAGCUGCGGAACGCGAGGCGAGAAAGGAGUUGUUAGAAUUGGAAGCAAUAAGGGAGAAGAAUUUGCAGUUGCAGCUUAAGGUUGCCGAAGCGCAAGGCAAUCGUGGAGAGGCGAGAAACGCUGACCGAGGAUCUGGAGGAAACGCAUUUUGCAACGUGAAUCCUCACAGCUUAAUUCCAGGAUUCAAUGAAAACCGGGACGACUUGGAUGCGUACCUAAAAAGGUUCGAGAACGUCGCCACCGGACAGGAAUGGCCGAAAGGAAAGUGGGCCACGGCUUUGAGCUUAUGUUUGAGUGGAGAGGCUUUAAAAGUCUUCGGACGGUUGUCUCCGGAAGACUCCCUCGACUACGAUAAGGCCAAGUUAGCCUUGCUUCAACGUUUUCGUUUUACGGCGGAGGGCUACAGGGAGAAGUUCCGCCAGAGCAAGCCCCAAGAUGGCGAGACCGGAAAACAGUACGCGACGAGGCUCUUGAGUUUCUUUGAUCGGUGGGUCGAAAUGUCUAAGACCGACAAAGAGUAUUUGGCACUCCGUAAUCUCAUAGUCGCGGAGCAAUUUUUGAGCAACUGCCAUCACAAGCUGGCGCUGUUUCUUCGUGAGAAGAAGCACAGCAAACUUGAUGACUUGGCAGAGGCCGCCGAUGACUUCUUAGAGGCACAAAGACAGCCUAACUUGCUCCUGUUCCGUGAAAAAACGGAGAACAGUAGUGCCACAGAGAAGAGCGGAAGCGUGUCCUUGAAAACUGCAGUAAAGUGUUUUGUAUGUGGUAAGGUCGGUCACAGGGCCUCAGAUUGCCGAACUAAGCUUAAACAACCUUACUGUGGCUAUUGCCACAAGCCAGGACACGAUACCAAGGCCUGCACAAAAAGAGAUGGUUCGAUGAAGAAAACAUCUUGCCUGCUGUCUCCGGGAGAAGACCCAACGGAAUGUACCAAUACUCCAUCCAACGAACAAGAAGGAAACGUUGCUAGCGCGGUGAGAACUCACCCAAAAGCUGUGACUCGCGAGAUGCCGGUGUUGCAGGGCCUAGUGUUUGGCCAGACAGUUUCAGUUCUGCGAGACACGGGAAGUAACACGCUAGUAGUCCGUCGAUCUCUGGUACCAGACGAAGCUUUUACAGGCACCACAGCUACGUUGUUCCUCGCGGAUGGCAGUAGCAUUACCGUUCCUGAGGCAAAGGUCGAAAUACGUUCGCCUUAUUUCUCUGGUAGUUCGGUGGUCAAAUGCAUGGUAAGACCUUUGUACGACGUUAUCGUUGGCAAUGUUCCAGGGGCACGGGAAGUACAAAACCCCGAUGAUAAGUGGAGAGAGAGAAUCGUGAAACAUGAGUCUAAACCGAGACCAAAGGGAACCAAGGAAGGAGAAGGACCACCAGAUUCUGUGGUGGUCGGCAUCAAAGGCCGCGAACUGUCGACCUUAUCCAAGGUCAGUAUGAACACCUUGGAUAUAACCAGAGAAGAGCUCGGCAAAGCUCAAAAAGAAGACAAGACUUUAGAUUCCUGUAGGAAGAAAGUCGGUCAAGUGUUCCAAGGAAGACUAGCAUCGCAUUCGUUCGAGAUAAAAAAGGGAAUUCUAUACCGUUACUACCGGGGACCCUCAGACAAAGUGACCCAACAAGUGGUGCUACCUCAAAGCUUGCGUGGUCAAGUGCUGGCUUUAGCUCACGAAACUUUGAUGUCGGGGCAUCAGGGCAUGAAAAGAACAAUCGAUCGGGUUCUAGGAGCUUUCUAUUGGCCUGGGGUCCAAGAGGCAGUGAAGAGAUAUGUGCGCUCAUGCGACACAUGUCAGCGGACCUAUCCUAAGAACAAGGUGGGAAAGGCACCCCUUGGUCGCAUGCCUUUAAUCGACACGCCCUUUGAAAGAGUGGCGGUGGACAUCAUUGGACCUCUAAAGCCCACAUCGCGUAUGGGGAACCGUUACAUACUGACUCUGGUAGACUUCGCCACCCGAUACCCAGACGCGGUUGCUCUGCCGUCAAUCGAUUCCGCUACCGUCGCAGAGGGACUAAUAGAGAUGUUUUCUCGCAUUGGAUUCCCGCACGAGAUAUUGUGCGAUCAGGCGUCAUGCUUUACUUCGGAACUAAUGAGAGAGGUAAAUAAUUUGUUAGCCAUCAAACACCUCAAAUCGACGCCUUACCAUCCCAUGUGUAAUGGGUUGGUAGAGAGAUUCAAUGGAACCUUGAAGCAAAUGCUGCGGAAGUUGUGUCAAGAAGAACCCAAGUCGUGGGAUCGAUUGCUGGCACCCCUGCUCUUUGCGUACCGCGAAGUACCGCAAGCCAGUAUGGGCUUUUCGCCGUUUGAAUUGUUGUACGGCAGGCAUGUUCGAGGGCCGCUCAGCAUACUCAAAGAGUUAUGGACUGGAGACCACAUACGUGAAGAAGUAAAGACAACGUAUGGAUACGUCUUAGACCUCAGGGAUCGUCUGGAGAAGACAUUAUUGUUGGCACAAGAGAACUUGACACGCGCUAAAGUGACCCAGAAGAACUAUUAUGACAGAGGAAGUAAAACCCGUCGGCUGAACAUUGGUGAUCGAGCACUCAUACUGCUUCCAAGUACAGAGAACAAGCUACUGAUGCAGUGGAAGGGACCCUUCCCGGUGACCGGAAAGAAGGGCAACUUUGAUUACUGGUUAGACAUGGGACAAAAUACUAAGCUCUUCCACAUCAACAUGUUGAAGCGUUAUGAAGAACGUCAGCCUGAAAACGCAUCACAGUCGGCAUCUUUUAUUGUGGUUGAGGAGGAAGAGACGGACACGCCGAUACCUACCUUCAAGGCUACUGAGGGCUCUGGUACAGAAGUGAUUAAGCUUGGUCAUGAAUUACGGGAAAGCCAACGCAACGAACUUCGUGAGAUCUUGGCGAGUCACCAAGACGUCUUUUCCGAGAUACCGGGAAAAACAAAUUUAUUGGAUUGCCGUCUUCAAUUGACCACCUCUGAGCCCAUCCACACUCAGCAGUACCCAUUGCCUUUUGCAAUGAAGGAAGUCACGUCCUUGGUGCUCGAGCUCGACUCCCGAUCCAAACUGCCCGUGGAGGGCAGAACCUCCUGUGUGGCUGUUCCCUGCCGGAAACGGGCCCGUGCGACACAAGUGGAGCCUAGGGGCAGCCACAGAUCUGGUGAGAGCAAGCAGCCUACCCCGUCUUCGGGCAAGCUCCGACGUGCUGGUCAGCGACGGUGA
Molecule: messenger RNA, 3285 nt
Organism: Rhipicephalus sanguineus (brown dog tick)
Lineage: Eukaryota; Metazoa; Arthropoda; Arachnida; Ixodida; Ixodidae
Exons: 2
Coding region: 1-3285 (1094 amino acids)
Biological process (GO): DNA integration
Molecular function (GO): zinc ion binding; nucleic acid binding
Source: RefSeq, a predicted model, not a curated record